This is a messenger RNA of Ornithorhynchus anatinus (platypus), 739 nucleotides long. It is a transcript of the gene MGST1, whose product is annotated as microsomal glutathione S-transferase 1. The coding region runs from base 215 to 673 and encodes 152 amino acids. Gene Ontology annotation, molecular function: glutathione transferase activity. The transcript has 4 exons. NCBI's taxonomy places the organism in Eukaryota, Metazoa, Chordata, Mammalia, Monotremata, Ornithorhynchidae. Gene Ontology annotation, cellular component: membrane; mitochondrion. The record is from RefSeq and is a predicted model, not a curated record.
AGAGACACAGACGCACACACACACACACACACACACUCUCUCUCUGGCAGUGAGACAAGCAAGCUCUCGCACUCCGACCCCGGCUCCGAGAGGAGGAGAGGAGGAAGGGGGAGGACUUUUCCCUCCCUGGAGUUUUUCCUCUUGCUUUUCCGUGGCUGGUGGCGGGGCCUAGGCCCGGAUCCCUCUCUGAGCUUCCCGGCGAGUUCUCCCGGCCAUGGAGGGGCUAAUGGACAACGAGAUCCUGAGGGCCUUUGCUUCCUACGCGACCAUCGUGCUGUCCAAAAUGAUGCUCAUGAGCACCAUCACCGCCUACUUCAGAAUCACCAGGAAGGCUUUCGCCAACCCGGAAGACGCAGCGUCCCUGGGGAAGGGAGAGAACCCGAAGAAGUUUGUCCGGACGGAUGAGGCCGUGGAGAGAGUACGCAGGGCUCACCUGAACGACUUGGAGAACGUGGUGCCGUUCCUGGGCGUGGGGCUGCUGUACGCCCUGAGCGGGCCGGACCUGGGGGCCGCCCUGCUGCACUUCCGCCUCUUCGCCUUCUCCCGCCUCUACCACGGCGUGGCCUACCUCGUCCCCCUGCCCCAGCCCAACCGCGGCCUCGCCUUCUUCCUCGGCUACGGCGUCACCCUCUCCAUGGCCUGCGGUCUCCUCAGACGCCACCUCUACCUCUGACCCCCCACCCGGGAAGCCCCCCGGGCCCCCCCGCCGCCGGCGCUCGCCUCGGCCCCGUCCCCUUCC